Molecule: messenger RNA, 652 nt
Organism: Ostrinia furnacalis (Asian corn borer)
Lineage: Eukaryota; Metazoa; Arthropoda; Insecta; Lepidoptera; Crambidae
Gene: Cby
Product: beta catenin antagonist chibby
Exons: 2
Coding region: 64-462 (132 amino acids)
Source: RefSeq, a predicted model, not a curated record
ACCGUUUGUUUUGACGUCGACUUAUUUACAUUUUUAUUUGUUUACGGUUUACGGACAGUAAAAAUGCCUCUGUUUAGCAACAAAUUCUCAGCUAAAAGUAUACCAGUUCGAAAACAAGACACUUCUGUGAUAAAAAACGAGUUUGGGAGCGAUUACGCAUCGAAGGAGUUGUCGCUCGAUUUGGGGCAGUUAUCCCUAAAAUUGGGAGAUUUCGAGGUAUCGUUUGAAGAUGGUCAAUGGAUUCCAGCGUCAGGAAAAGCUGGUGCAGCGCACAAAGAAAACCUGCGGUUAAAAAAGGAACUAGAGAGGCUUGAAGAGGAGAACAAUAUGUUGCGGCUAAAGUUUGAGAUACUUUUGGACAUGAUGACCGACAAAACGGUAGAAGCUGAACAACACGCUGAGAUACAGCGCGCACAGAGCGUAGGCUCAUUAAAAACGAAGAAUAAAAAACAAAAGUGGUAGUAGGUAGAUAUUUAGAUAAGUACAUAAUUAUUAUGAAGCCAAUCGAUUUCGAAACGUGCGUGCGUUCACAUUACUAGAACAAUCUCGUAAGUGGAGAAAUAUAGAAUGACCUAAUUGUACUUCCCAUAUUGUAAUCUCGUCCCAUCUAUUUUCGCUGCGGAGACGUUAUUAACUAUAUCUUUUCAAGAGU